Molecule: messenger RNA, 348 nt
Organism: Vitis riparia (riverbank grape)
Lineage: Eukaryota; Viridiplantae; Streptophyta; Magnoliopsida; Vitales; Vitaceae
Product: leucine-rich repeat extensin-like protein 5
Exons: 1
Coding region: 1-348 (115 amino acids)
Source: RefSeq, a predicted model, not a curated record
AUGGCCAAAAUGAAAGGAGCCAAGACCCUAUCUCCAUCAGCUCGCAGUAGUAGACCAAGAGUCUCACCUGUGCGAGACUCCAUGACUGAGCCUCCACAGCUACCCGUCAUGCAACCUUCCGAGGAUGGAGUGCCGCCUAGUCCUUCUCAGCGAAGAUAUCAGACUAGGAGACCACCCACUACACCAGGGGCAAGCUCUUCACCCCCCAAGAAGUCAGUUAGUCGCUCUCUUGCGAAGAAAUCUAGAGUCUCAGGUCCAAUAGAGCCAUUAGAGCCUCCACAACCUCAUCCGCCUACUACAGAGUCUCAGAUUCCUUCUGGGAUGACUCCAGAAGUUAUUAUCAGGUGA